AUGGGCGAACCAUUGGCGAUGCGAGCCAAAUACGUACUAGAAGGGGGAUUUUACCUUUGGGAACGGAGGCCAUGGCUGCCCGCUGAUACCGAGAGGUUCUUCAUCUAUAGCGUGUCUGAAAAAGAACAUGUCAUCAUGGAUAAAGAAAAUAGAUGGGAGCAUGAAGUAACGGUGCCCACCCGUAAGUUGCUGGACCCGAAGUUCUGCCUGGCAGAAUGGUAUGCACGAAAGGUUAAUGAACUACGGGGAGAGCACCCCCACACAUGGGGAAGAUGGAGGCGGGAAGAGCCUCGCCCAACGAGGUCCAUGGAUACUCCUCUGGCUGCCCAAGCGGAGCAGCUAUUGAAACUAUGGGGCCAUUAUGAUAACGACCCCCCACCCCCCAUGCAACGCGCUAAACCCAGAAAGAUUUGA
Suillus discolor is the source of this 414-nucleotide messenger RNA. RefSeq lists its product as uncharacterized. Bases 1 to 414 code for a protein of 137 amino acids. The transcript has a single exon. The record is from RefSeq and is a predicted model, not a curated record. Lineage: Eukaryota; Fungi; Basidiomycota; Agaricomycetes; Boletales; Suillaceae.